Funneliformis geosporum is the source of this 603-nucleotide messenger RNA. NCBI's taxonomy places the organism in Eukaryota, Fungi, Glomeromycota, Glomeromycetes, Glomerales, Glomeraceae. The record is from the annotation of a GenBank genome assembly.
AUGCACAGCGGAAAUAUGUUAUUCGUUGAAGCAAAUGAAAGAACCUAUCAAUGGCAAAUUGGAGACUUUGGAUUAUCACAUCCUGCAAAUAAUACUUCAAUAAAUAAUGAAAUAUAUGGAGUAAUUCCUUACAUAGCACCAGAAAUAUUUAAUGGUGCUUCAUUUUCAAAAGAAUCUGAUAUUUAUAGUAUUGGAUAUAUUUCGAAGGAACAUGAAUAUGAUAUAAAUACCCAAAGUUCGUCUUUAGCAAAUAAAAAUUCUAAUAUCCAGUAUCAAGACGCAGGUUACGCUAACUUUUCAUUAAAUGAAUAUACUUCUAAGGAAUUGGAAUUUGAUAUUUCAAGGCAACCUGCAAUAGAUGUAAAGUCCACAACUCAGAAUGCUUCAAAUACACUGCAUCAAAGUGGAACUUAUAAUAUUCCAUUAAAUUCAUCUAUUUCAUCUGAGAUUUCUUCAAGAAAACGUGAUAUUGAAGAAUCAGAAAUCAACUCUCAAGUUAAGGGAAAACGCGUUAAAACUGGUGAUAGUUUAAUUUCAGAAUAUCUUAAUAUAGACUUUACAGACAAAGUUUUCAUUAUUGACAUUUCUGAAUACGUGUCUUAA